Molecule: messenger RNA, 5525 nt
Organism: Culex quinquefasciatus (southern house mosquito)
Lineage: Eukaryota; Metazoa; Arthropoda; Insecta; Diptera; Culicidae
Exons: 2
Coding region: 486-2552 (688 amino acids)
Cellular component (GO): cytoplasmic vesicle membrane
Source: RefSeq, a predicted model, not a curated record
CACACACAAAAGAAGAAGAAAAAAGGAGCCCGUCAUCGUUUUUUCUCCGUCGCGCAGUUUUCCUCCGUUAAAAAAUCGCGAAAAAGCUGAAAUUUGCCUUUUUUAACAUCGAAAAAUGUACAGAAAUGUGGUACUUUCGUUGGACGCGCUCGAAAAUCCGCGAAUAAUGUGAAGCUGUGCCUACUUUCGGGCUCGGUCGCCGUGGCCUACCUUCAGGCGUUUUCUUUUUUCUUAAAGUGCGUGCGAUUUUCAAAGGGGGGGCGUGUGUGUUGCAGGAAAAAUGGGGAAGUGAAAUUUUGGUGGGGAGGCGACAAUGUAGUGCAAAACAAUGAAUUUUGGGUGAUUUGAAAAAAAAGGGCACGGAAAGAAAACCUUGAGGAAAAUUUUGCAGGGGAAAGCACAGGAAAAGAAAGAAACAAAGAGUGCCACGCCACGAAGAAAUCGAAGAAGAGGAAGAAGAAGAAGACCACGAAGAAAUUUCAAUCAUGACGGCCAGCAGGGGCGGAGUGCCCUCGACCGCUGGCGGUGGCCUGCUGUUGAUGAUGUUCUACGGAAUCGCUGCCCUGUCCGAUCUAGUGGCGGCCCGGUUCUGCGAGGGUGGCCACCGCUGCCUACCCCCGAAGGAAUGCUGCGCCCAGGGCUGCUGCUACCUGUACGCACCGCCCAGUGCCCCGCGGACGCCGACCCCGGCCACCGACCACGUGCUGAAUCUGUUCUUCAUCAACCACUGGUACUUCUGGUGCUUCCUGCUGGCGAUCGUGCUGGCGCUGCUCUGUGCCUGUUCCCUGUGGAAGAAACGCCGCCAGCUGUGCGGCUGGGGUUCCCCGGGCCAUCACUCGCAGUCGGAGGGCGAUUCGGCCGGGUCGUGUUACGCGCCGCCGCAGUACAGCCGGUGCAACUCGUUCCACAUCCACGCGCCGCCGCCGUACACUGAGGUCACGUCGAAACCGGAUUUGUACCCGCUGGUGUUUAGCUAUACUGGUGGUGGGGACACCGGGAAGAGCGGGAACCAUGGCGGAGCGAACUACCUGAUGGUGCAGUACUUCCGGAACUACAUUGUCCGCCCGGUCGGGUCAAUGUCCGGGACGAGCACGGUGGACUCGCUCAGCUCCAGCUUCAUCUGUACGGCGAACGAGGCGAACACGCUGGUUCCACCGCCGUACUCGCGGGCGGCCAGUCCCGACCUGUCGGCGAUGUCGGUCCGGAACUAUGGGGGGAUGCCUCGGUCUGCAUCGCAGCAGGCGUGUACGUUCGAGGGGACGACCGCCAGCCAUCGACCCAACUCGGUUCCCAACUCCAACUACUACGGCGUGGGAUUUUUGGGGGCGAACGGAAUUGUCCUGCGGACGUCCGAGAGUGUCCAGUUCAACAACGGGCACAGCAGUCACAACAACAGCGGCGAAGGAAGUGGCGAGCAGUCGGCCAGUUCGGCGCAGAUGUCCGGCUCGCAGAGUGACCACUACCGGUUCAGUGUACAUAACAGCAGUAGAGACAACAACAAUAGCUGUAGCGCCGUAAGCGAAGCUUCCAACCCGAUGAUCUACUCGCAGCGGGAGCAGCUUCCGCAGCAGCAGACGGCACAAUCCAGCCGGAACGGCUCGAUCGAGGGAAGUCUGAACGGUGCCCAGCCGACGGCACAAUCGCAGCUGAGCGAGCACAACAACAGCACAACCGGCGCGGCCAACAUCUACAGCUCGUGCGGUUCGAUUGGCGGCAUCUCGAUAACGAUUCCGGCCAACUCGGAGCACGAGUACCAGGAUCUGAACGCGCUACGGCGCAGCCUGGAGACGUGCUGCCAGAUUCUGCAACAGCAGCAGAAGCAGGCCCAGUUCCAAGCGCACCAUCAACCUUCUUCCGGUUUCACGGCCAACAGCGAAGACUCGCCCAUAAACGUCGAGCUGGCGAAGCGAUUCGAAGGCCUGCGCAGCUCGUACAUCGGAUCCAACACCGGCUCGAACGUGUCCUCGCUGGCGAACCUCGGAACGCCAGACUCUCCACCCCGAGCCACAAGCCCAACGGUGGAAGUGCGCGAACUGCUCGAGCAGAUCCGCCAGCUGCAGAACAUCAGCGCGACGAACAGCACCAGCGAAGGGAUCAUCAUCAUCAACCCGCAACCUCCCCCGGGACCAUCCACAAACGCCUCCAACGGCUCGAUCAACGUCAGCAGCGUUGCGACGGCACCGACCGCCGGCACCAGCCACAUCCGGCGACCUUCCUCGCUGAUCAGCAAGAAAAAGUUCUUCUGCAAGGCACCCUCGCAGGGAUCCUCGCUCGGUGGCCACAAAGCCAUGUACAUCCCGAUCUCGUCGAACCAGAACCAGGGACCUGCGGCGGCGCCGGGUCGCUCCCUGCGGAGUCCCUCGGCGGUGGCCAGCGCAGCCGCAGCUGGACUGCUGAGCCGGGGCCGAAGCCGCUGCAGCUGGAUGUCCAAAUCGGCGCCGACCACGCCGGGAACGGCCCUUCCGCCGGGUGGGUCCGGAACUGGGGCAAUCGGGGACAACAGCCCGCUGCUGCUGAACGAGCAGGACGAGGAUGGCGAGCAGAACGUGUAAAGCGAGUUUCAACCAAGUAGGCUGGAAUCCCACGAUCCGGCAACAAAUUUGUAUGGUUUGACGUUUGCUGAGGGUGCCGAAAAGUUUGGUUAUGUCACUGCUUGAAAAAGAGGAACAUUCCGCAAAUCAACUUCCUGAAAACUGCUUGGUUUAUGUCUCUACAAUAUAAAUAAAACGAACCUGCUACCCAAAAGUCUGUCGAAAAGCGGCACAAAUUCUUCAAAACCACGUCCGAUGCGCUUCGCAGCUGUCAAAUGACUGAAGAGCCGAAUGCAACAACUGUCAAAAUUUCGCUUCGCGUGAUACACGUUCAACUUAGAAUGCACCAUUUUUGUGUUUGCGCAAACAUUUUUGAUAAAAACUUUUUUUAAAAAAUUUGGGUUGAAAAUAUGACACAAAAAAGUUCCAAAUCACAAAAAAAAAUCAAGCAAAAAAAUAAUAAUUUCAUAUAAAAUCAAGCAAAACAAUGUUAAGUCCUGUUACAUUGUUUUGCAUGAAAUGUCAGAUUGCAGAAUGAACAACCACUACAACAGCGUAAAUAUUAACUACACUUGCAUGCAAAAUCACUUAUUUUUCGUCAGAAUAAAACUAACCCAAAAAUGAGUAAUCGAACAAUUUGUAAGAUUUGGGUUAAAUUCAAAAUUUCAAAAAAUUGACAUUUAGCCUCAAGAUUUUGACGAAAUCUGAUUGAUUUUGAACGUGUGUAUGCAAUAUUAACAACAGAUUCCCAAUCAACGCGACAGAACAACGCAUUUUACUAAUAGUAAUACAGUAGAAACAACAACAAAAAACUAGUAAACUUAACUAAAGACAAAGAAUCAAAUCACACCAACACUCUCACAACCAAAAAAAACAGCAAGGCGAACUAAAAACACACACAAUAAACAAAAACUGUGAACGCAAAAAGAGAACCAGUUAGCUUAUAGUUUCCUACAAAAACAAAAGCAAAGAAACGAAACGCAAACGGCUUAACACUAACACAAGCAAAAACCCAAAACAAAAGGUAAACAAUCGAAACCAUAAUAACGCAAUAGAGCAAAGAGCUGCAGCUGCAACCAACCAGAUUUACACAUUUAAAUUUAGUAGUUUGAUAGAAGCGCACGCAAACAUUCACAACCAGACGACUUAAAAAAGUAAACAAGCGAUUAAAUAUUUGAAGAAAACAAAAAACAAAAGUGAAUGGGACGAAAUGAUUUAAAAACACACAGUAAAAGAUGCCUUUUCACCGUAAAAUAUAGUAAUAAAGAAGAAAAUAAAUAAAAAGCAGAAAUCAUAGUAAACAGAGAAGGUCGUAAAUCGGGGUGAACUUAAAAAUUUAUAUUGUAUCUAAAAGUAGUGGAAAAUCUUGAGAUUAAACAAGCGGCAAGAUAUUUAGGUGUAUUAGUUAGAUGUACUUGUACAAAGUAAGCACACACAAACACACAGACACACAUUUGAGGGCAGGCUGAACGGAGCCUACUUUGAUCGUUUAUCGAUUCUGACAUUAAGUACUUAGUUCAAUGUAAUCAAGUAAGGCGAAUAACACACUCAUUCAGAAUUACUCAGUUUUCAUCAAAAUCGAACCUUCUCAGAAAUGUGUAAUGGGAGCAAAUGUCAGAUUUUGGAGAAUUUCACUCAAGUUUGAAUUCUGAAUUCUGAGUGAAAAUCACUGAAAUCUGACAUUUGCCAUUUUUACUCAUUUUUGAGUAGGUUCGGUUUAGGCGAAAAUUGAGUGAUUUUGAAUGUGUGUAACUCACACAGAAACACUCGCAACUAUACAUCAGCGCGGACUUGUAUUAUAUUGAAUAACUCUUACUAUUUAACUAAAACACAACAAGUUACCAUAUCUUUUUGUCCUGUUUUUCAUGCGAGAUUUCUAUAUUAGACUAAUUUGGUUACCAUGUAAAAAUCUAUCGCCCUACUAUGCGUGCUAAGAACACUCUAAAAAGGAAUUAUUAAUGUUCUGAAAUAUACGUUUAAAACACUUUAAUUUAGUAUCGCUGAGUUGACGUCAAAACUGAACCUACUCAGGAAUGAGUAAAUUGAACAAAUUUCAGAUUGGAUAAAUUUAACUUAAAUUUUGAGUUAAUUUCACACAAUCUGACAUUUAGCGUUUUACUAAUUUUUGAGUUAGUUAGUUUUAACGAAAACUGAGUAAUUUUUAAUGUUCGUUAGAAUAUCGAUGAAAAUGCACAACUUUCGAUUGAAAUUUGUUUAAACUAGUCAAAAACUUGGCUCCUUUGACCAAUUUAAUGAUUUUCCAACACCCAGCCAAUGAUAACAAAGUUUAUUUCCAAAGUGAAAUGUAAGCUUAGUCCGAAAAACACAAUUAAGUGAAGCUGACUUGGAGCCCCCCAGCAAUUACGGAAGAUUAGCUGACUAAAGCUGAUAAACCAACUCGUUUUUUUUUCGUUACUGAUAACAACAAAACGAAAAAUAUGUCGCCAUCGGAAAUUAGGUUAAAUUUAAGUAUUCUAUCCGUUUGACAAUUUGCGCGUGGCAACGGGCAAAUCUAAAGUGCAAUAACGUUUAUCUACUAAAAAAAUAUACUUUAGAAAUCGUGUUGUUUUACUGCUAUGUUGAUGUAAAUAUAAAAUAAACAAACCAAACUGUCACUUUCUACGCGCUGAAACAGUCGGCAACAAGGACCGGCAACCAAACAAUAACAAGAUAACUUAUUUUUGGGUUCACUUCACCCCCAACGGUGCAUUGUUUUGGUCGAACCAUAAUCUGCUUAUCAGUUUCAGACCAAUCCGCUACCCAAAUAAAAGUUGUGCUUAUUUUUAGAGAAAGAUGUUGUUUUUUCCCGCACACAAACACAAAAACUCACGUAAACACACACUCGGUAAACAAUGGCAGAAAGGACAUUCUUGCGACAUUAAACAAAAAGCAGCAAAACAGAAAGUAACCAAAGUUUGAUGUUUGAAUUGAGAAUAAGCAGGCGGAAGAACAAGUGGCGUUGAGAAAUCAAUAAAAAUUCUUUGAGAUGAAAAA